Molecule: messenger RNA, 932 nt
Organism: Quercus lobata
Lineage: Eukaryota; Viridiplantae; Streptophyta; Magnoliopsida; Fagales; Fagaceae
Exons: 3
Coding region: 212-691 (159 amino acids)
Source: RefSeq, a predicted model, not a curated record
UGCCUCGUCAAGACCAUCACCACUCACCAGUGAACAACAUCGAACUCUCCGACGUGUACAGCGGCGCGAUCUCCUCCGUCGUGACCCAUUUCCCAGCGGCGCCGACAAGCAACAACACCAACGUCACCCAUUUCCCCAUUUUGUCACGGAUGAUCUCCUCCGACCCAAGGCAGUGCUUCCCUCCCUCACUCAGCUCAGCUCAGCCUGUAAUAUGUCUUCUGCCACUACUUAUGAGUCCACUUCUAGUGGCCAUAUGUGCGAUAUAGAUCGGUGCGUGGAAAGGACCUCCCUAUCUAUCCGUAAUUUCGGUAGGAGGUUCUAUGGAUGUCAGCAGUGGUCGCCGGACUCCGAUCAGGCAUAUAAGUUCUUCAAAUGGUUGGACAAGAACACAUGCCCACGUGGCCGUGCAACAGCACCACUUGUCCAUGAAAGGUUUACCCGAUAUAAGGCCGAGGCCGUAGCUGCAAGAAAUGAAAGGGAUGAGGCUCAUGCAAAGGAAGCAGAAGCACGGGAGCUCCUAAGGAUAGCAAAGCGCAAGGCUGAAAAAACUAAGCUCGCACUCCAAACUGCUGAAGACAAGGUCUACAAGUAUAGGCUAGCUUUAUUUUUCUCUUGGACUAUGGUUGGCAUUUAUUUUGUAUUCUUUACUGCUUUUGGGAGCCAUGGCCAUACACGACUGUGUCUGCCAUGACCCAUUGAUGAUCACGUGUGUAAUGUAAAUAUCUUUCAUAUUUAAGCUUUUUUUUUGUUGGAUCAUCUUUUUCUUUUCUUUUUUCAAAGAAGAGUUUGAUCAGCUAUGUAGUUGUUGUGAUCCAAAAUUUUGCAAUAGUGUAUCUUGCUAUAUUUGUAGAUUACUAUAUACUUGUUAAAUGAUGUGGGGAAUGAUGAGGUGAUCUUGGGGAAAGUUGGAUGAAACAAAUGUGAAGCAGCGU